CCCUUUCCACAUUGGAUCUGCUUUGAUGGUUCAGUCUAAGCCAUGGAGACAGGAAACCACAGCUGUGGGACAGAUUUCACCCUCGUUGGUCUUUUCCAGUAUGGACACAUGGUCACCUUCCUCUUCACAGUCAUCACCAUCCUCUUUGCAGUGGCUCUCAUAGGCAACAUCACACUGGUCCAUCUCAUCAGGCUGGACCGAGCACUCCACACCCCCAUGUACUUCCUCCUCAGCCAGCUCUCCAUCAUUGACAUGAUGUACAUCUCCACCACUGUGCCCAAGAUGGCAGCUAACUUCCUCUCAGACACCAAGGCCAUUUCCUUUAUGAGUUGUGCAAUCCAAGCCUUUGUGUUUCUGACCCUGGGUGGGUCUGAGGCCCUCCUGCUGGGCUUCAUGUCCUAUGACAGGUAUGUAGCCAUCUGCCGGCCCUUGCACUACCCUGUGCUCAUGAGCAGGAGGAUCUGCUGCUCCAUGGUUGCCAGUGCCUGGAGCAGCAGCUCCAUCAAUGCUUUAGUGCACACAGUGUAUGUAUUUCAACUUCCGUUCUGUGGAUCUAGGAUGGUUAACCACUUCUUCUGUGAGGUUCCAUCUCUCCUGCCACUGGUGUGUGAAGACACCUCCCAAUAUGAGCAUACAGUCCUCAUGAGUGGGCUUGUCAUUCUGCUGCUACCCUUUCUGGCCAUCCUAGCUUCCUAUGCCCGGGUGUUGGUUGUUGUAUUCCAGAUGGGUUCAGGGCAGGGACAGAGUAGAGCUAUGUCCACCUGCUCCUCCCACCUGACUGUGGCCAGCCUCUUCUAUGUCACUGGCCUCUCCACCUACACCCAGCCACACUCCUUUCACUUUCCUGGAAGGGACAAAGUGGUGGCUGUUCUCUACUCAAUCGUGACCCCUGUUCUGAACCCAUUCAUCUACAGUCUGAGGAACAAGGAGGUCAUGGGAGCCCUGAGGAGACAAAUGGGAUGAUGGGUAGUGACUAGGGACUUUGAGUCACCCUGUGGACUGAUCUAAAGGCU
Grammomys surdaster is the source of this 1013-nucleotide messenger RNA. RefSeq names its product olfactory receptor 2AK2-like. The transcript has a single exon. Gene Ontology annotation, cellular component: membrane. The record is from RefSeq and is a predicted model, not a curated record. Gene Ontology annotation, molecular function: olfactory receptor activity; G protein-coupled receptor activity. Lineage: Eukaryota; Metazoa; Chordata; Mammalia; Rodentia; Muridae. The coding region runs from base 43 to 963 and encodes 306 amino acids. Gene Ontology annotation, biological process: G protein-coupled receptor signaling pathway.